Messenger RNA from Coniosporium apollinis CBS 100218, 966 nucleotides. RefSeq lists its product as uncharacterized. The record is from RefSeq and is a predicted model, not a curated record. NCBI's taxonomy places the organism in Eukaryota, Fungi, Ascomycota, Dothideomycetes. The coding region runs from base 1 to 966 and encodes 321 amino acids. The transcript is spliced from 4 exons.
AUGGGUAAUGCUUUCAGUCAAGCCUGGCCUCCAGCUCCCGCGUUUACAGAGGAAGAAGUCACAAAUCAAGCGGACAAGGUCUUUGUUAUCACUGGCUCCACUGCAGGUGUCGGCAAAGAGCUCGCCCAAAUCCUCUAUUCCCGCAAUGCAAAAGUUUAUGUCGCCGCACGAUCCGCUGAGAAAGCAUCGACUAUGAUCGCGCAAACAAAAGCGAAAUAUCCGGAGUCAGAAGGGGAAUUGAUCUUCCUUUACCUCGAUCUCGCCGACCUCACCCAAGUCAAGAAAUCCGCCAACGACUUUCUAAGCAAGGAGCAGCGGCUGGAUGUCCUCUGGAAUAACGCGGCAGUCAUGGCUCCACCGGAAGGCUCGGUGACCAAGCAGGGCUACGAGCUGCAACUGGGCACGAAUGCUCUUGGGCCGUUCCUAUUCACCAAGCUUCUCACUCCGCUGCUGUGUCAGACGGCGAAGUCAGCAGAAUCCGUCAGAGUCGCUUGGGUUUCGUCCUCCGCUGCCGAACUGCAAUCUCCCAACGGUGGCUUGGAUAUGAGCAACUUAGAUUAUCGGAGUGACAAGUCGAUUCAUUACAAAUACGCGGUCAGCAAAGUGGGGAAUAUUUUCCACUGCAAAGAGUAUGCAAAGCAGCACCAAGAGGACGGAAUCGUUAGUGUGUGCCUUAAUCCGGGAAACUUACGAACUGAGCUCUCAAGCAAUCUCGGGUUCUGGUUGACGAUACUCACGAAGAUUCUGGUGCAUCCUCCAAUCUACGGCGCAUACACUGAGCUCUUCGCUGGUUUGUCUCCUGAGAUUACGAUCGAAAAGACUGGUGUCUGGGUUAUUCCAUGGGGUCGCUUCGCACCACUUCGGAACGACCUCGAGCAAGCGGCGAAGACGGAAGCGGAAGGUGGGACUGGGACUGCUGAGAGAUUUUGGGCUUGGAGUGAGAAGCAAGUAAAGCCGUAUCUAUAG